This is a messenger RNA of Aegilops tauschii subsp. strangulata, 2418 nucleotides long. Its product is annotated as protein FAR1-RELATED SEQUENCE 5-like. The record is from RefSeq and is a predicted model, not a curated record. Gene Ontology annotation, molecular function: zinc ion binding. NCBI's taxonomy places the organism in Eukaryota, Viridiplantae, Streptophyta, Magnoliopsida, Poales, Poaceae.
AUGUCUGACGAAGGCAACGAGAUUGAGGCUGAAAUAGGAUAUGACUGUGAUGAUGGCGGUAGCGAGGACGGAUCAUUAUCAUUGGAUGAAGACGAACAUGAUGGCGAAAAUUAUAUGAGUUUGGAUGAGUCUUACAGUGGCAAUAUAGGAGGAGAUGAUGACAAUGAGGAUAUGGAUGUAGAUGAUUCAUAUGCUGAAAGCGGAAGCCAUAUGGAAGUGGAAGGGUACUAUGAGUGGAAUUUUUUCGAUGAUGCCAAUGACGAAAACGAUAUUGAUGCAUCUUAUAAUGACAGCUCGAGCAAAGGAGAGGUUGGUGGCGCGUGCGAAAACGAUGAUGAUGCCGAUGGUGAUGAGUGCAAUUUUGACACUGGGUACGAUGAAUACCAGCAAGAAUCACUGGACAGGCAUUGGACGGUGACGUCCACGACGUUCAGGACAGACGAGGAGGCAUAUGAUUUCUAUAACGAUUAUGCGAAAAAGCGUGGAUUCAGCAUUAGGAAGGACAACUUGAAAUAUGCAAAGGGUAUCGACGCACCUAGGCGCUUGAGGAGGUUUCUGUGUUCAAGGGCUGGGAAACGACAGGCCAAGUUUUGUACCAUGGAAGGGAAGAAGCGCAGGCUGAGAGCGGAGACUCGGUGCUAUUGCGAGGCCCAUCUAACUGUGAAGCUUGACAGAGAGCGCUCCAUUUGGUAUGUCAGUAGUUUCAGCGAUGAUCAUAGUCACACUUUUGCUAGACCGGAUGAAGUUAUAUAUCUUCGAUCUCAUAAUCAGAUAAAGGAAUACCAGAAGCUCGAGAUCUUAGCAAUGGCUGGUGCUGGGCUCAAAAAACAUUGGAUUUAUGACAACUUCGUUAGUAGGUAUGGAUCAUAUGCACGGGCUGGUUUCGGCGGGAGGAAGCUUUAUAACAUGUGUUAUAGGGAGAAAAUGAAGUUGCUAGCAAAGGGUGAUGCGGACACUGCGAUUGGUAUCAUGAUGACGAGAAAGGCAAGGGAUCCAGACUUUUUCUUUGAGUACACUGUUGACGCAGAAGGCAAGCUGAAGAACAUGUUCUGGUGUGAUUCUCAGUCACGUCGGGAUUACCUUGACUUUGGUGAUGUAAUCAUCUUUGACAGCACUUACAAGAUGAAUAGGUACGGAAUGCCAUUCAUACCUUUUGUUGGUCUAAACAAUCAUCGUUGCACCACUGUGUUCGGUUGUGCUGUUGUGUCAGAUGAGACGGAGGAUACAUAUGUUUGGGUGUUGCAGACCUUCUUGAGAGCUCAUCGUCAGAAGAAGCCGAGAGAAAACAUGCAGAAACACCUCCAUCACAUGUCCCUUAAGGAGUUCAGAGCUCUUAUUUACUAUGCCACUACACAUGAUGAGUUUGAGGCGAGAUGGGCAGUUUUUAGAGCUAAAUGGGAGUCAGAGAAAACUGAAACAUGGUUGCGUAGGAUGUACAGGAAGAAAAGGCUUUGGGCUGCAUCAUAUCUCACCGGUGGGUUCUUCCUUGGUAUGCGGAGUAACCAGAGGAGCGAGAGUCUGAACUCUUGCCUUCAUAUGCAUCUUGACUCUGGCAUGACGAUUGUUGAUAUGGUUGUGCAUUAUGAGAACUGCAUUGUUCGGCUCCGUGAGAACGAGUCACAUGACGACUGCAUGUCCACACAGACACUCCCUGUACCAGUACUCGACGAGUUCAAAUGCAUUAAAAAAGCCGCUGCCCGUGACUUCACUGCGGUGAACUUUUACCUCUUGCAGAAAGAAAUGAAGAAGGCAGCGGAUCUUGAGAUCAUAAAUAUACUCAGUGGAGCCGUCAGUAGGAGAUUCAUAGUGGCAUGGAAAAAUAAGAGGCAACUGAGAUUCAAAGUGGACUAUACACCUACUAAUUCAGAAGAAACAGUGAAGUGUAGUUGUGAUAGUAUGAAACGUAAAGGUCUUCCAUGCAAGCAUGUUCUCUAUGUUUUAGCCAGGUUGAACGUGAAGGACUUACCUAAGUGCUUAGUGCUGCGAAGAUUCACCAAGAAUGCUAGAGGUGGACUGCCCGUGAAACGCACUAGCGAUCUCUUCGCAUGGGGAUGGGCAGGUACUGAGGAGAGAACUAAGUACAGUGAGUUGACUAUUUUGUCAGCGGAAGAAAAUCAUGCGGCAUGUCAUAGACCAUUCCUAUUUGAUAAACUGAAGGCUGCUCUGGAGGAUGUGAUAGCAAACAAGGACGUUGAGGAGGAAGAUUAUGUGAGACAGCAUAGGGUUGCACAAGACGAUGCUUUUGUGCCGGAUCAAGAUCAUGUUUUUGUUGGUGAUCCAGAGAAAAUCAAUAAGAAAGGAGCACCGAAAGGGCAGAAUAACAAAGGCCGUGGUAAGGAACCUGGCGUUACUAAAAAGGUAGACCUAAAGGUUUUGAUGAGAAACCUCCUGUACGCCUAUGCGGUUUAUGCAGAAUAA